This is a messenger RNA of Monodelphis domestica (gray short-tailed opossum), 4139 nucleotides long. RefSeq names its product DNA polymerase eta (gene POLH). Lineage: Eukaryota; Metazoa; Chordata; Mammalia; Didelphimorphia; Didelphidae. Gene Ontology annotation, cellular component: nucleus; site of double-strand break; replication fork. Gene Ontology annotation, molecular function: damaged DNA binding; DNA-directed DNA polymerase activity. Gene Ontology annotation, biological process: response to radiation; error-prone translesion synthesis. The record is from RefSeq and is a predicted model, not a curated record.
CUAUCGGGCGGGGGGGAUUGGGUGGAGUUAAGCGUGCGAGAAGCGCGAAACCUGAUGGGCCUAGUGCGCAGGCGUCUUAACGGUUUCCCGCGACCCAAGUGCUAACGCUUUUCUAGUCCGAGAUUGAAGUGUUGCUCCGGUGUUGGGUUCGUCCUAGAAGGUCGAAAAAGCAGAAACUGAGGAGGAGUGAUCUUCUUUGCAAACCCCGGCUUAUCUUCCUCCAGUUCUGGAAGCGGCGCGUCUCCUGGCAGGCCAAAGGGCGAGUCUUCGGAACUGGCGGUAGGCACUGAGAACUACCUCGCUCCUGCCCGAGCUAUCUCUAGUGGACCCCGACCUGGAGGCCUUAUCCGGUGGAGCCAUCGUGUUGGUAGGAGAGUUUGUUAAGUUCUGUGCUAGCCAACUCCUGCGGAAGCGCGAGUUGCAUUGAUGGUCGAUUUUACGGGACAAUUCUUUCCGGGGACACCUGUCAGGCACAGGGUAGGGCCCGGGCUUUUCCCGGCCCUAGAGACACUUGGCCAUCUCGUUGCUGGAGAAUUGGAGAUUGAAAGUUUUGUAGCUCUAGCAGUGUGACACUGGGCAAGUCACUUAAUCCCAUUUGCCUAGCCCUCUCCAGUCUCCUGCCUUGGAACCAAUACUUAGUAUCAUUCCAAGACGGAAGGAAAAUGGCAACUGGGCAGGAGCGUGUGGUUGCCCUAGUGGACAUGGAUUGUUUUUUUGUACAAGUGGAACAGAGGCAGAAUCCACAUUUGAGAAACAAGCCUUGUGCAGUUGUGCAGUACAAAUCAUGGAAGGGUGGUGGAAUAAUUUCAGCCAGUUAUGAAGCUCGUGCAUUUGGAGUUACUAGGAGCAUGUGGGCAGAUGAUGCUAAGAAGCUUUGUCCAGACCUCCUCAUAGUACAAGUUCGUGAGACCCGUGGGAAAGCUAAUCUUGCCAAGUACCGGGAUGCCAGUGUGGAAGUGAUGGAGGUGAUGUCUCGUUUUGCUGUGAUUGAGCGUUCCAGCAUCGAUGAGGCCUACGUAGACCUAACUAGUGCUGUUCAAGAAAGACUGCAAAAGCUGCAAGCUCAGCCUGUCACAGCAAACUUGUUGGCAAGCACCUACAUCCAGGGCUUUCCCCAUGGCACUAGGGCCUUGGAGGGGCCUAUUCAAAAAGAAGAAAUACGACAGCAAGGAGUAAUCCAGUGGCUUGAGUCUCUUCCCGUUGAUGACCCCAGCUCUUCAGACUUACGGCUUACUGUGGGAGCAGUAAUUGUGGAGGAAAUGAGAGUAGCUAUAGAAAAACACACUGGUUUUCAGUGUUCAGCUGGGAUUUCACACAACAAGGUACUGGCCAAACUAGCCUGUGGAUUAAAUAAACCCAACCGCCAGACUCUGGUGUCACAUGGAUCUGUCCCACAACUCUUCAGUCAUCUGCCUAUUGGUAAAAUCCGUAAUCUUGGAGGAAAGCUGGGGGCUUCUGUUAUUGGUACCCUAGGGGUGGAGUAUAUGGGUGAGCUAACCCAGUUCACCGAACUCCAGCUCCAGAGUCAUUUUGGGGAAAAAAAUGGAUCCUGGCUGUAUGCCAUGUGCAGAGGGAUUGAACAUGAUCCAGUAAAACCCAGGCAAUUACCCAAGACCAUUGGCUGUAGCAAGAAUUUCCCAGGGAUAACAGCUCUGACUACUCAGGAACAGGUAAAGUGGUGGCUCCUACAGUUAGCCCAGGAGCUAGAAGAGAGACUGACCAAGGACCAAAAGGAUAAUGACAGAGUAGCCUUACAGCUGGCAGUUAGCAUCCGAAUACAAGGUGACAAACGUCUUAGUAGCCUUCGACGCUGCUGUGCCCUGGCCUACUAUGAUGCCCACAAGAUGAGCAGUGAUGCAUUUGCUCUUAUCAGAAACUGUAAUACUGCUGGAAUUAAGACUGAAUGGGCUCCUCCCCUGACUAUGCUCUUCCUUUGUGCCACCAAGUUCUCACCUUCUGAUCCAACAUCUUGCACAGACAUCACCAGCUUUGUGAGCAGUAACACAUCACUUCAGAAGUCGGAUGUUGCCAGCUCAAAUGCUAAGGUUCUGGGAAACAGCCCAGAGGUGGUGGCUACCAAGAGAGCCACCAGUUCUCUGGAGUUGCUUUUCCAAAAGGCUGCAGAGAAGCAGAAAGCCAAAGAGGCUUCCAUCCCACCUUCUGCUACCCCUCAGGUCCUUGCAUCCAGCUCACCAUCCAAAUCUUCUUUACAAUUUUGUUGCAAUAAAAGAAGUGAAAUGGAACCCUUCUUUAAACAAAAAAAUUGGGAAGUCCAAACACAUCCACAGCUUCCUAAUGGCUUUUCUGCUCCUCUCCCUCCACAAAAUUCACUGCCUAUGGCUGAAAACAUCAUCAGGAACCAGUUUUCCCCAAAUCAUGAUGAUGUCCUAGAACCUAAACCCUCUACAACUCCUGUAACAGUUUUGGCCCAGAGUGGACCAAGUGAACCAAGAAGACUUAAUUCUCUUCUCGACAGUGCUGUUAAGGUAGCUACUAGUGUUCCACUUUUUCCAGAUGCUGAGGACCAGCUGUGCUGUGAGAAGUGUGGCUCUUUGAUUUUAGUGUGGGAAAUGCCUGAACACAUGGACUAUCACUUUGCAAUGGAACUCCAAAGAUCAUUCCUGGGACCCUGUUCUCCCAAGCCUCCAGUUGUCCCUCCUACCUCCCCUUCUCAGGCUAAAAGAAGUCCCAAGAGCCCAUUGCCUUCAAGUGCCAAGCGCCUCAGGCCUGAAGGUACCAGAACAUUGGAGUCAUUUUUUAAGCCAUUAUCACGAUAGCACUGACACAGGGCUUAUGCUAUAGGAUUUUGACAUUUUUAUCUGAAAUCCUAGAAACAAAAUUUUACAUGUGUCUUUUCAAGGGAAAUAAUAAAUUUUUGUCAAUUAUUUUUAUUUUUGUAACCCCACAUGAUGAUCCUAGCAUCCUUGCAUGAUGCCUUUUUUGUAACUGAUGGGUGUUUUAUAAAUGCAGGGAUACUUAGAUAAGGUGGCCCUAACAUUCAUAGGAAUGUUAUAACCAAACACCACAGUAAUGAAUUAAAUUUUUGAAACCUUACUAUAGUGUAGUUUGGCAGAUUUCUUGCUUGUAAUACUUUUUAUUUAACUAAUUUGCCCUUUGAAAAGUUAUUUACUAGAACCAAUUAAUGGCAGUAGACAGAGUAACUCUAUAGUACCUGGACUAAUUGAUGACAAGUAUGAAUUUAACAAUGAUUCUUCUCCUUAGCCUACAUUGUUAGGGCUUUCCUUAACUGUACUUAGGUACAGUGGAUUUACUGGGACAAGUCAGGAAUUGUAGCCUGUUAGAGAAUAAAUUUUAAGGUAGUAUGCCACUCAGUCUGGACAGGAAGUCUGGUACAUCCUCCACCCUAGAUAAAGAAGCUGAAUCCCAGUGAUAGGAUGCCAAAGGCCAAGCCUGGAAAGGACAGCUGUACUUUUUCUCAAAUUCCUAAGUGAAAGGAAGUGAUGAAUUUGAAGCUUAAAAGGUUUGGAUCCAGACCCCACUUUUGGGUGAUAUUAAGAAAAAUCAUUUAACCUCAGGGUCUUGGGUUUCUCAACUGUAAAAUGAAGGGAUUAGACUAGAUGGACCCCAGGUCCCCCUUGGAGUAUUCAAUUUAAAUGCUUAUCCUAGUCAUCCCAGUCACCUCCCAACUUAGGGCAGUUAAUAAGAAACUGAUUAUAUAAUAGACCUAUUCACAUUCGGGAUACUAACACACCUUGCUUUCCCUUAUGCCUUUGCUUAAGCAAUUCCUGUUUAGAAUUUUCUCUCCAACUCAUUAAAAUUUCUCCCAUUUUGCUCUUAUUAAUGAUUUCACUAGCUUUAUAGCUCAGUUUGCAGAAUUAGAUAUAAUGUUUCAAGGAGCCUGGCAUAUGUAUGCAGCAAAAUGAUCUUUUUUAAAAAGUUGUAUGAUUUGUAAAGACUUAAACAGUAUUUAUAAUUGACUCAAAUUAUCUGGCUAAUGCUAGUGGCUCACUUGUGACAGGAAGGUUAGGAAACAUUGUUUUCCUAUUCUCUGAAGUGAUAAAACUGGUCAUGUUUCUUAAAUAUGCAAACGUGUCCCCCCAAGUUAUACCUAUCCUUUAAGCCUUGUGUCAAUCGGCUUUAUAGGAAAUUCUUUACAAUAAAUACUGUUUGAAUUGAAA